Molecule: messenger RNA, 4335 nt
Organism: Acaulospora colombiana
Lineage: Eukaryota; Fungi; Glomeromycota; Glomeromycetes; Diversisporales; Acaulosporaceae
Source: the annotation of a GenBank genome assembly
AUGACCUUCUUUAAAAAAGGCAGUAAUCAGGACCCCGAAGGUGUCGCCGAUUCAAAAAGGGCUUCCACCGCCUCAACAACAGCACAAGGCAAACGACGUGUACUAGUCAACAUUCCCUUGCCCCCCAAUCAGCUCGACCAAUAUGGAGAACCAUUGCAGAGUUAUGUCACAAACAAAAUCCGCACCUCAAAAUACACCCUGCUGAACUUUUUACCCAAGAAUCUAUUUGAACAAUUUCGUAGGGUGGCAAAUAUAUAUUUCUUGUUUCUGAUUAUUUUACAGGCCAUUCCCUCGAUCGGUGGUGGUGUGUCAAUCCUCGUGAGUGCUUCCCCCCUAUUGACAAUCAUAUCGAUGACUGCUUUAAAGGAUGCUUUCGAGGAUUGGAAACGUCACAUGCAGGAUACGACACUGAACAAAUCAAAAACCACGAGGCUAACAAAUUGGAAAAAUGUAAACGUGCCCGGCGACGAAGCUCAAAUGAGGAUAUGGCACAGUGUUGCCAGUUACCUGGGCUUGAGAAAUAACAAGGUCGCCGAAAAUCCAACAACCGAUUUACCUUCACUACCCAGUCAAUCAUCGUUCAACCCUUCGUUAACCUCUCAACAGGAACUUUUGUCAAAAACUGGUGGAGCACGGUGGACGGAAAGUCGCUGGCAGGAUGUUAAAGUAGGUGACAUCAUACAACUGAGGAAUAAUGAUUCGGUGCCGGCCGAUAUUAUAAUCCUGUCAACCAGUGAGCCUGAUGGUCUGUGCUACGUUGAAACGAAGGAGCUCGACGGCGAGACAAACCUCAAAGUACGUCACUGCGUCUCGGCUACUGCAUCGACGGUUACCGAAAGUGAAUGUGAACGCGCCACAUUCUACGUACAAUCCGAACCACCACACCCAAAUCUUUAUUCUUACACCGCCGUGAUGCAUUGGUUUCAAAAACCCGAGAUGACGGAAGAUGAUCACGAAAUCGAACCAAUAUCCAUUAACAAUGCUCUCUUACGCGGAUGUGUGGUCCGCAAUACGGAAUGGAUAAUUGGACUGGUCAUGUUCACGGGAACCGACACAAAAAUCAUGCUGAAUUCCGGAGAUACUCCAAGCAAGAGAAGCAGGAUCGAGAUUGAAACGAAUUUUCAAGUCACUAUGAAUUUCAUAAUUCUGUUCAUCCUCUGCUUUGGUUCCGCUAUAGCUGGCGCAAUUUACUAUGUCCAACCCAUAAGUUCGGCCGAUGUCUUUGAGUUUUCUGAAAAUAAUGCUGGUGGUGCUGUAGAAAAUGGUUUUCUAACCUUUUGGACAAGUCUGAUACUAUUUCAAAACAUUGUGCCCAUAUCACUAUACAUCACCAUCGAGAUGGUGAAAACUGUUCAGGCAUACUUUAUCCACUCUGAUAUCGACCUGUAUUAUCCGAAACUUGAUUAUCCUUGCACACCAAAAACCUGGAAUAUUUCCGACGAUCUCGGUCAGAUUGAAUACAUAUUUUCCGAUAAAACUGGUACACUCACUCAAAAUGUCAUGGAGUUUAAAAGAUGUACUAUCAACGGAGUUUCCUAUGGUCAAGGGGAGACGGAUGCCACCCGUGGCGCGAAACUGGCGGAACCAUCGUCCGCCAUCACUGAAGACGGAUUCGAUCUCGAAGCUGAAAAAAAAUUGAUGCUACAAGAGAUGUCCAAGAUAUUCGAAAAUAGAUACGUGUCAUCGAACGUCACCUUCAUUGACUCCAAGUUAUUCCAAGAUCUCAGAUCAGAGGGCGAACAAGCCAAAGCGAUUCAGGACUUUUUCUCGGCUCUCGCGUUGUGCCACACCGUGCUCGUGGAACGUCCUGAUGAAAAUAACCCUUUCAAGAUCGACUACAAGGCUCAAUCUCCUGACGAGGCCGCGUUGGUGGGUUGCGCACGGGACGUGGGUUUCGUUUUUCUGGAGCGAUUUCAAGAUACGCUCGCCAUUGAGUUGCUUGGUGAGCGUAAGGAGUUCACCUUGCUCAACGUGCUCGAGUUCAACAGCACACGGAAGAGAAUGUCUGUGAUCAUUCGGCCUCCAGAGGGUGGUGUGAUUCUCUUGUGCAAAGGCGCAGAUAGUGUGAUAUACGCACGACUGGAAAAAGGGCAACAGACCAAACUGAAAGAAGAUACACUUACAGAUUUGGAAGUUUUCGCUAACGAAGGCCUUCGUACGCUUUGUAUAGCAUAUCGCGUGAUACCCGAUGAAGAGUACGCACUGUGGUCGCAAAAGUAUGCUGAGGCCGCGUCCAGCAUAUCAGAUCGCGAGGAGAAGAUUGAACAAGCAUGUGAAAUGAUUGAACACUCUCUGAUUCUCAUGGGUGGUACGGCAAUUGAAGAUCGUCUUCAAGACGGUGUGCCCGAAUGCAUAAAAACCUUGUCCACCGCGGGCAUAAAGAUUUGGGUGCUCACCGGCGAUAAGAUCGAAACCGCCAUAAACAUUGGUUUUGCCUGCAACCUACUGCAAAAGGAUAUGGCGCUGAUCGUCGUCACGGCUUCAGAUAAGCAAAGUACUGCUAACCAACUCAAUGAUGCACUAGAAAAAUUCUUUGGAUCUGACGCGAAAUCAUCCGGCCUGAGUAAUAAACAUGCCUUGGUUAUCGACGGCGAGACGCUCAAAUAUGCGUUGGACGAUUCUUUGAGGGGUUUGCUUCUGGAUCUUGGAAAGCGGUGCAAUAGUGUGGUAUGCUGUCGCGUCAGUCCUCUGCAAAAGGCUAAGGUUGUGGCAUUAGUAAAGGAGGGAUUGAAUGUUAUGACGUUGUCCAUAGGAGAUGGUAAAUUUAGUUUCUUUUGUGAUGACAUUCGUUCAAAAAAUAUUAUGAUUCAAGAGGCAAACGUCGGCAUCGGUAUCGCCGGAGAAGAAGGUCGGCAAGCUACGAUGGCGGCUGACUAUGCUUUUGCACAGUUUCGAUUUUUGGAUAAACUGCUGUUGGUUCAUGGACGGUGGUCGUAUAUUCGAAUUUCCGAGAUGAUUUCAUGUUUCUUCUAUAAGAACAUUGUGUGGACGAUCGCCAUGUUCUGGUAUCAAUGUUGGGCGGGAUUUACGGCGCAAUACUUAUAUGACUACACGUAUAUAUUGUUAUACAAUCUCGUAUUUACGGCGGUUCCCGUCAUGUUUCUCGGUGCUUUCGACCAGGACGUUGACGCGAAGACCUCACUAAAAAACCCACAACUAUAUAAACGUGGUAUCCUUCAACAAGAUUUUACGAAAUCAAAAUUCUGGCUUUACGUUUUAGAUGCAGUCUACCAAUCGGUCGUUUGCUUCUUUAUACCGUGGGGGCUGAUGUUAUAUGGAUCAUCGCACGCGAAUGGAUUACAGAACAAUGGGUUAACUGAUUUGGGAACAAUGGUGGCUGGUUCUGUGGUUGCCACUACCAACAUCUACGUCGGGCUAAACACAAUGAAUUGGUCGUGGAUAGCGUUUGUGGUCAUUGGACUUAGCAUUUUGUCAUUUUACGUGUGGGUAGAAUUUUAUUCGCUUUGGUAUAUUGGAUUCUCUAGAAUGGACCUCAUACUAUACACCGAGAUAGAAUUUUGGUUUGCCGUGGUGUUGGCAGUGGUGCUCAGCAUCUUACCGCGGUACUCCGUCAAAUACAUUCACAAGACAUACUGGCCGAGUGACAUGGACAUUGUACGUGAACAAGUGUACAUGAGAAAGAAGAGCAAGAAAGGGAAGGUAAGGACAAGUUUCGUCGAGGAGGUCAGGGAGGAAGACAAAGUACCAAUCACCAGCGAGAUUCCCGACUCCGCGGAUCGAUCAUUCCGCACUUUAAGUUAUAUCGCAUCGGAUGCCGGUCAAGAGGUCGCAUCGUUCACCGACAUAACGAUUACACCAUCACCGUCGACAACGGAUGUAUCACUUAAACCGCGAUCUAUGGCGAAAUUACCUAAACUCACCACUCUAAGGAAAUCACGAACCGAUUCUAUACGCUCCGUGGAACAAUUAUUCCACAUGGGCUCGGGAAAACGGCAAUCGUUCACCGGCUAUGCAUUCUCGGGCGAGGACAGUUCGUUUGAAGGAUUUCGCCGAUCGGUGUACCGUCCAAUAAAUCCUGGUCGGAGUCAAUUAAAUAUGCUGCAUCGAUCCAAUACAUUGACCACCUCAACACCGUCCGAAUACAGCACCAAUCGGCUAUCAAUCCUGUCGACCUUUUCACUGAAUAGAAGCCGAACGCUCCCCAGCAGACUUUUAUUCAGCCGGUGGUCGCCGAGUCCCAGUCGGUCACCGUCUCCGAUAAAGCCAAAUAAUGGAUCUAGUUGCUCAUUGGUGGAUGAUAACAGUCAUGUGAGACGACGACGAACGGCUAGCAGUGAGGGUGAAGAGAUGGAAUUGACGAUAAUUUCACCAUAA